AUAACCGAAUGAAUGAAACGAGGAUAUGAAUGAAGUUUUUCUUAAAUUUAUACGUAUUUAGCGAAAUAUCAAUGUUAUUAGUUAUUACACGUGCAUUUGUAUUUUAAUUAAAUUAUACGAAUUUCUAUGAUUCUCCUUAAAAAUGCAACACGACGAUGUUGUAUGGGCAAUUAUCAACAAAAGACACUGUUCGCACAAAGUAACAACUAAAACUCAGCAUUUUUGUCGCAAUGAAUAUAACCUAACCGGACUGUGUAGUAGGGCUUCGUGCCCUCUUGCUAACAGUAAAUAUGCAACUAUUAGGGAGGAAAAUGGCAUUAUUUAUUUGUACAUGAAGACAGCUGAAAGAGUAAUGUUUCCAGCCAAACAGUGGGAAAAGGUGAAAUUAUCACGUAACUUUGAGAAGGCAAUAUAUCAGAUUAAUGAGAACUUAUUAUACUGGCCUGCUUUUAUAAAAGCAAAAUGCAAACAAAGAUUUGUCAAAAUAACACAAUAUCUUAUACGAAUGAGAAAAUUAAAAUUGAGAAGAGUUAAAGAAUUAGUUCCAAUACAACGUAAGAUAGAAAGACGAGAGAGAAGAAGGGAAGAAAAAGCAUUAGUAGCUGCAAGAAUAGAUAAUGCCAUAGAAAAACAACUACUUGAAAGGCUAAAGAAGGGCACUUAUAAUGACAUAUAUAACUUUCCUCAAAUGGCAUUUGAUGCUGCACUCCAAGCGGAAGAGGUAUCUGGUGAAAGUGAGAGUGAAAAAGAGGAAGAAGAUGAAGUUGAGAUGGAAAUGGAGCCAGAACUGGAAAAGGAAUUGGAGAAAGCUGUGGAGGAGACAAAUGAGUUUGUUGAAGCUGACAGUGAUAUGGACAGUGAUGAGGAGAGUGAUUCUGGUAGAAAAGAAAAUGUGGACGUUGGAAGUGAUUUUGAAUCAGAUACAUCUGAUAUUGAGGACGCAGCUCAAAAUAUUGUGAAUAGGAAGAAACCACGUGUAGAAAUCGAAUAUGAGACGGAAUCGGUAGUAAAUGUUUCAAAAAAGAAAAUAAAACACUGAUAUAAGUGAA
This is a messenger RNA of Galleria mellonella (greater wax moth), 1049 nucleotides long. It is a transcript of the gene Rbm13, whose product is annotated as protein MAK16 homolog A. The transcript has 8 exons. The record is from RefSeq and is a predicted model, not a curated record. Bases 143 to 1039 code for a protein of 298 amino acids. Gene Ontology annotation, biological process: maturation of LSU-rRNA; maturation of 5.8S rRNA. Lineage: Eukaryota; Metazoa; Arthropoda; Insecta; Lepidoptera; Pyralidae. Gene Ontology annotation, cellular component: preribosome, large subunit precursor; nucleolus.